This is a messenger RNA of Solanum pennellii, 816 nucleotides long. RefSeq lists its product as uncharacterized. The record is from RefSeq and is a predicted model, not a curated record. The coding region runs from base 118 to 702 and encodes 194 amino acids. NCBI's taxonomy places the organism in Eukaryota, Viridiplantae, Streptophyta, Magnoliopsida, Solanales, Solanaceae. The transcript is spliced from 2 exons.
UAAUAGAGCUUAUUUUGUCCCUUUUUGGGUACCUUUCUUCUAUAUAAAUCUUUACAACCCCACCACUCCUAAAAACUCCUCACAAAUUUUUAAGUAGUAAUAAUUGUUAAGAGAAAAAUGGAAGAAAUGGCUUCUUUAUGGUCUUACCAAGAGACAAUUGAUGAAAUGAGACAGAAACUUGCUUACACUAGUCUUGAACUUGAAAAGAUGAGUGAAGAAAUGAUGAAGAACAAAGAGUAUGUGAAGCAAUUAAUCCAACUGUUGAAAAUGGUUUGUGAAGAAAGAGAUGAACUUCAGAAACUAGUUGAUAGUAUGAAGUCAACAAAAGCAAAUUCAAGUAUAACUGAUCAAUCCAACAGCAACAAUUACUAUUCAUCCCCUGAAUUGGAAUAUUCCAAUAUAAAUUCAAAUCCAGUAGAAGUUGACAAUGUUAUUGAAAGUUUUGUUAAGGGGAAAAGUUUGCCUCAACAAGGGAAACUCUUGCAGUCUGUUGUUGAAGCAGGGCCACUUCUACAAACACUUUUAGUUUCAGGACAACUUCCUCAAUGGAGGAAUCCACCACUUCCCUUUAAACAUCUCAACUAUCCUGCUUCAACAUCUACGAUAAACUUUGCGAAUUCUUAUUCUGCUUCCUCUUUGGAAAAUCACAGCUUCACUCCAAAUAUGAACACUACUUUUGUAAAGAGACAAAGGUUGCAUUAAUUUAUGUUGCUCAGACGGACUCUUCGGAGUGCAGGUGGAUGCCUUAUAUUUCAAAAUUUUUGUACAAAGCAUUUUGUAAAUGGAAAAUAUUGAUCAGCAUUAGCUUUUGAUGAA